AUGUCUUUCUUCAAUUUUCGGAAAAUAUUCAAGUUGGGGCCUGAUAAGAAGAAGAAGCAGUAUGAACAUGUACACAGAGACGUUAACCCAGAGGAAAUUUGGGAAAUCAUCGGGGAACUGGGAGAUGGAGCAUUUGGGAAAGUGUUCAAGGCUCAGAACAAACAGAACGGGACCCUUGCUGCUGCCAAGGUUAUUGACACGAAGACGGAGGAUGAGUUGGAGGAUUACAUGGUAGAGAUCGACAUUUUAGCCUCCUGCAACCACCAGCACAUCGUCAAACUGCUGGAUGCUUUCUAUUUCGAAGGCAAACUCUGGAUUCUGAUCGAGUUCUGUGCGGGUGGUGCAGUGGAUGCCAUCAUGCUGGAACUGGAAAGGCCCCUGACUGAGCCCCAGAUCCGUGUGGUGUGUAGGCAGACCUUGGAGGCCUUAAUCUACCUCCAUGAGAACAAGAUCAUCCACAGAGAUUUGAAAGCUGGGAACAUUCUCCUCUCCUUGGAUGGAGAAGUAAAAUUGGCUGACUUUGGGGUGUCUGCUAAAAAUACCAAGACGUUACAGAGAAGAGAUUCUUUCAUCGGCACUCCAUAUUGGAUGGCCCCAGAGGUGGUAAUGUGCGAAACUUCCAAGGACCGUCCAUAUGACUACAAGGCUGACAUCUGGUCCCUCGGGGUAACCCUGAUAGAGCUGGCGCAGAUUGAGCCACCCAACCACGAGAUGAAUCCCAUGAGAGUGCUGCUGAAAAUAGCCAAGUCCGAGCCACCCACGCUCAUGCAUCCCUCUCGCUGGUCUCCAGAAUUCAAGGACUUUCUGCGGAAAGCACUUGAUAAGAAUGUGGACAAUAGGUGGAGCUCAGUACAGCUUCUACAGCAUCCUUUUGUCACCAGUGUAACUGACAGCAAACCUCUCAGAGAGCUCAUCGCUGAGGCCAAAGCUGAAGUCACAGAGGAGAUUGAGGAUAGCAAAGAGGAGGAGGAAGAGGAGGAUGAACCUGAUACGCCUGUGGCGGCUCCUGGGCACAAGCGAGCACCAUCAGAUGCCAGUGUGGCCAGCUCAGAGGAUGACAAAGUCCCACCAACUCCGUCUGUGCUGGAAUCUGUUACAGAAAAGAUGGAGGUCGAGCCUUCUGAGGAUCGGACCAGUGAUAAGCUCUCUGAUGAAGGACUUGGAACGAGUGAGGUAGACAAGACUGAGGAGGAGAAACUCAAUGAGGUGUCUGAGGCCAGUAAUGAAGACCUGGUGCCUGGACUAAUAGAGCCAAGCAAGGACUUGGUAUCACAAACUCCUGCAGAGCCUAAAACAGAAGAUGGUCAGGCUGAGGAGAUUGCUGCUGGGCCUGUAGUAUCACAGCCAGAGGAACCUGCAGAUACAGCGCAUACCUAUGAACUUAUAACAGAUGGUCAAGAAACAGAAGAGGAACAGAAGAUGCAAGAAGAGAAAACAGUGGAUGAACCUACAGCAGUAACAGAAGAAGAUAAAGAACCUGAGAAGGUGAAAGUAGAAGAAGAAGAAGCAGUUACUGAAGAAUCUACAGAAUCUCAGGAGCAACCUGAAGAUACAUCAGAAGUGCCUGAAGUGACACAAGUAGAAGAAGAAAGCAAAGAACCAGAUCAGGAGAUGCCUCAACAAAAAGUGACAGAGGACACAGUAGACACAGCUGAUGGCACAGAUGUAGAUUUAAACACAGAAAGUAAAGAAUCGAAUGUAAUGGACACAAACAUAAAUGGAGACACUGACACAAGGUCGAGUGUGGAUGAGUCCCCUGCUGAGGUUUUGUUGGAGAAGGAGGCCAUAGAAAGUCAGCCAGAGGAGAAACCUGAAGAUGAGGCCCCUGAGGAGGCAGAGAAGCCCGAACAGCCUGAACAUGACAAUCACCCCAGAGAGGAAGCUGAAGUGGAGGAACAGGAACCAACUGAAUCCACAAAUGGAGUCAAAGAUGAAGCCAAGGACAUCUCUGAGGAUUCAGACCAAAUGGACCCAUGUAAAGAUGUGCCUGUGAAGGAAAGCGAGGAGAAAGUUACUUGUCCAGACGAUCACACCUCCCAAGAUGCUGUCUCGGUCCCAGAGAGUGAAACGGAUUCAGAAAGUAAGAACGAGCAUGGAAGUCCCGCUGUAAUCAAGCCAGAUGUGGAGAAGGAUUCUGACUCUGGAAGCAGCUCUGCUGCUGACAGCAACAGCCUUGACCUCAAUCUGUCCAUCUCCAGCUUCCUGUCCAAGAGCAAAGAAGGGGGAUCUGUGUCUAUACAGGAGUCAAAACGUCAGAAGAAGACUCUGAAGAAGACGCGUAAGUUCAUGGUGGAUGGUGUGGAGGUCAGCGUGACCACGUCCAAGAUAGUGACAGAUAACGACACCAAGAAUGAAGAGAUGAGAUUUCUGAGGCGGCAGGAGUUGAGAGAGCUGCGCCUCCUGCAGAAAGAGGAGCAGAGGGCACAGCAGCAGCUGAGCAACAAGCUGCAGCAGCAGAGAGAGCAGAUCUACCGGCGCUUUGAACAGGAAACUACUGCUAAGAAGCGUCAGUAUGACCAAGAAGUGGAGAAUCUUGAGAAAAAGCAGAAACAGACCAUUGAGCGACUGGAGCAGGAUCACACCAGCCGGCUCCGAGACGAAGCCAAACGCAUAAAAGCAGAUCAAGACAAGGAGCUUUCCAAGUUCCAAAACAUGCUGAAGAACCGUAAGAAAGAGGGCGAGUGCGCUGUGUGCUCUCCUCCGCAGGCAGUGGCCCAGGUUAUGAUACAGUCUUUUCAGUUGUCCUCAUGCGCACUCUUCAACGCUCAGAUGCAGGAUGAGCAGGAGUUCCUACAGAAGCAGCAGCAAGAGCUGGACGGAGCUCUGAAGAAAAUCAUCCAGCAGCAUAAAGUGGAGAUAGCCACUAUUGAGAGAGACUGCCUCAACCACAAGCAGCAGCUGAUGAGAGCUCGAGAGGCAGCCAUGUGGGAGUUGGAGGAGCGCCACCUGCAGGAGAAGCACCAGCAGCUGAAGCAGCAGCUCAAAGACCAGUACUUCCUGCAGAGACACCAGCUGCUGAAGAGGCAUGAGAAAGAGAUGGAGCAGAUGCAGCGCUACAACCAGCGGCUGGUAGAGGAGAUGAAGAACAAGCAGACUCAAGAGAGGGUUCGUCUGCCCAAGAUACAGCGCAGCGAAGCCAAGACCCGCAUGGCCAUGUUCAAGAAGAGCCUCCGCAUCACCGCCACCGCAACCGUCACCCCAGAGCAGGAGAGAGAGCGGAUAAAACAGUUUGCUUCUCAGGAAGAAAAGAGGCAGAAGAACGAGAGGCUGCAUCAACACCAGAAACACGAGAACCAGAUGAGAGAUCUGCAGCUGCAGUGUGACUCAAACAUCAGGGAGCUGCAGCAGCUACAGAAUGAGAAAUGCCACCUUCUGAUUGAACAUGAAACUCAAAAGCUGAAGGAGCUGGACGAGGAGCACAGCCAAGAGAUAAAGGAGUGGAGAGAGAAGCUGAGGCCCAGGAAGAAGGCGCUAGAGGAGGAGUUCACACGGAAGCUCCAGGAGCAGGAGGUCUUCUUCAAGAUGAGUGGCGAAUCCGAAUGCCUUAACCCCACCACCCAGAGUCGAGUAUCUAAAUUCUACCCCAUACCAAACCUGCACAACUCUGGUUCAUAGCCUCGUGUCUGUCUGUGCUAUAAAACAUAGUCCCGUCAACCCGGGCUGCACUCUCAGACUCCUUCUGGUGGAGCAGCAUUAUCUCUCUAACCGUUACUGAUAAACACAAAAAUGUCUUCAACUGCUUUGAUUCCACCUUUAGUGAGCAUGACGUGCCUACACACCGUUCCCUCACUUAAUCAGAUUUUCUCGGCUCGCUGGGAGACGUCCAGUGGACAUAUGCACUUUUUUGAGCAUGUUCCAAUUCAUUAAAAGUCUGCAGUUGGUCUCUAAGGCCAAACGUGCUGACCAGAUUAUUGUAAGCACAGCCUGCUACAGCGUAAACAAUCUCCAGUGCCUCAUGUUUUCUUUUUGUUCUGCAUUUAGGCUCUUCUCUGGGUUUUUUUUUUAUGGCUUGCAGUAAAUAUUAAGCCCCCUGAAUGUCUUGCACUUAAAUAACUGGUUAUCAUUUCCAACCGUGAGCACAAGAUGUCGAGAGAUUAUUUGAAUUAUUUCGCAUAAACUGUCGCUUAGGCCGAAGCUGAGAUGUUAAUUUGCCGCAUGUAACGCAGAGCUUAUUGAAGGGAGAUGUGCUGAAGAGUCCGUGGACUCAAAAGAAAAAGUCUGUAGUUGUAAAGCUUUGUAAUGUCUGUGUAGUCUUGCGUGCCCAGUGUCUAACGUCUUUGCAGGAAUCAGAAACAGUGCCAUGUUGAGAUCAUAAGUGGAGAACGUUCAAAUUAAAAGGACUGUACUGUGUUGUAAAUGAAGCGCUGAGUGAAAUGUUACAUAUGUGCACCUACGUUGGAAGUUUAAUUACAUACUGUGCUUACCGUGAGGACUUUACAGUCUGAAGAACAAAAAUCCGUCCAUGAUUGCAUUUCACUGACUCCCAAAACUAAACUCAGAGGUGACCUGUUACUUCCUGGAGAAAAGAAAAAGUUUUUUUUAUUAUUAUUAUUAUUAUUAUUAUUAUUAUAUAUAAAAUAAAUCACUUUACCUUCUGAGAAUGAGACUGAGCAGUGGCCUCACAAACAAACGCUCUGUCAUGAAAUAUAAAGACAAAUGAAUAUGAAAGGAAUGUAAAGCUGUUGAUUUGCACUGUUUUGCCACUUGAGCUAAAGAAAAAAAAAAAUAUGCAGUAGUGAACUGUCAAUGUGUUUUUGACAGUGAGUCACCUUUUGUCUCACCCAAGCCUAUUUAAACUCCAAACCGACCGAAUUGUUUCAACAUUUCCGCCUGUUUGGUUUUUGGGUUUUUUUGUAUUUUAUGACCAUAUCUAGUUUUCUGAACAUGUAUUCCUGACGUAUCGAUGCUGUAAUCGCUCUUUUUAAGUGAGCUUUCGCCCUCGUUGAGACCGGUGUUGUAUGAAAGACAAAAUGCUGUAUCUGUAACUAUAUGAAUUUCAGUGUGUGCGGAGAUGUCCUUCGCUGUGUUUUAUGAGCAAAGUAUUGACGGUUCACAAAAAGAGACUGACUUCGAGAUAACCAGAUUAGUUUAUUUUCGCCACAUCAGUGCAUGUUAUCAUUCCUGUAGGCUGACUUUAACCUUGACCCGUGUUUCGUCAUGAAUGCUGGAUUUUUAUUGGGGUUAUUGGAGACCGUGUCUUGUGAAUUACACCAUAAGCCCCAUAGAUUUCAGAUAUUUUUUUAUUUUGUUAAGUUACAGCAUUUUGAUGUGUCAUUGAUCAGUCAUUCUACCACAAUGAAUAUUCUUAGUAUAUGCAUUUUUGAUGUCAGAUCAAAUGUAUUUAAAGUGUCUUUAGAAAUGGACAUUUUUGCUGUAAAUAAAAUUGACCGUUUAAUUGACAUUGCAAA
Messenger RNA from Scatophagus argus, 5408 nucleotides. It is a transcript of the gene slka, whose product is annotated as STE20-like kinase a. Bases 1 to 3615 code for a protein of 1204 amino acids. Lineage: Eukaryota; Metazoa; Chordata; Actinopteri; Scatophagidae. Gene Ontology annotation, molecular function: ATP binding; protein serine/threonine kinase activity. Gene Ontology annotation, biological process: protein phosphorylation. The transcript is spliced from 19 exons. The record is from RefSeq and is a predicted model, not a curated record.